GGCGGGAGCCGCGGCACUACCCCCCGGCGGCGGCACCGCCGAGCUCCGGGCCGCCCUGAUUAAAGGGGCGGGAGCGCCGGAGGCCGCCUGGGCACGGCACGGCUCGGCACGGCUCGGCACCGCUCGGCUCGGGGCGGCCCCACGCGGGACGAGGUGGGUGGCGAAGCCGUGCGCUCCGGGAGCGGCCCCCUCCGUGCUCUCAGCCCGGGGCCCCACGAUGAGUGGGUGGCUCCUGCUCCUCGCCCUGCUCCUGGCCCCCCCAGCUGCCGCCGCACAGAAGAGGAGCCAAGUGGUGUGUGAGAACGUGCUGGAGGCCGACAUCGCCUUCCUGCUGGACGGCUCGUCCAGCAUCGGCCGGAACAACUUCCGUGCCAUCCGCGCCUUCGUGGAGGACCUGGUGUCACCCUUUGUGCACGUGGUGGGCGAGAAGGCGGUGCGCUUCGCCGUGGUGCAGUACAGCGACGAUCCGCGGUUGGAGUUCGGCUUCUCCCAGCACACCAAUGGCACAGGCAUCCGGAGGGCCAUCCAGCAGCUGAGCUACAAGGGCGGCAACACGCGGACCGGCGCUGGGCUGCGCUACAUCUCUGACAAGUUCUUUGGUCCCACGCAGCUUCGGCCCGGGGUCCCAAAGAUCUGCAUCCUCAUCACCGAUGGCAAGUCUCAGGAUGAUGCUGAGCAGCCGGCGCUGAGGCUGAAGAGCCUGGGCAUCAAGGUCUUUGCUGUGGGGAUCAAGAACGCCGACCGUCAGGAGCUGAUCCGCGUGGCCUCACUGCCCACCGACUCCUUCUUCUUCUACGUGGGUGACUUCAAGCUGCUGGGGACGCUGGUGCCGCUGAUGACACGCAGGGUGUGCACGAGCUCAGGGGGCACCCUACGCACCCCGGAUGGACCAGGCCACGCUGGCCCCUCCAACCUGGAGGUCCUGGAGCGCGGCCCUGAUGUGCUGCGCAUCCGCUGGAGCCCAGCCAGUGGCCCCGUCACCGGCUAUAGGGUGCAGCACGUCCCGCUGACGGGGCUGGGGCAGCCGCUGGUGGCCGAGCGGCAGGAGGUGAGCGUGGGUCCAUGGGAGACGAGCGCUGUGCUGCGGGGGCUGCGCGCAGGGACGGAGUACCUGGUGACCGUCGUAGCUCAGUAUGCCAACAGCGUCAGCGAGUCGGUGUCUGCGCGGGCGCGUACCCAGAGCCGUGGCGGCGUGCAGCAUUUCCACGUGGCCGAGGCCGGGCCGACCUUCCUGAGGCUGUCUUGGCAGCCCGGCCCCGAGCCGCCCCAGGGCUACAUCCUCAGCUACGCUGCGCCAGGAAUGCCCCCGGGUGAGGAGAGGAGCCUGGGGGCUGGCGCUCUGUCAGCCACACUCAGCAACCUGCGACCCAACACCGAGUACGUGGUGACGCUGCAGGCACGCUACGCACAGCAGCCUGCAGCCACCGCCAGCCUCACCGCGCGGACACAGGCAGGCACAGAGCAGACGCUGCGGACCAACAUCUUGAGCCCCACGUCCAUCCAGGUGCUCUGGACUGCUAUCCGUGAGGCCCGAGGCUACCGCCUGGAGUGGAAGAGAGCCACAGGGCCGGAGCCUCCCAGGACAGUGUCGCUGCCCAGCAGUGCCAACACCUACCAGCUGACGGGGCUGCAGCCAGGCACUGAGUACCGCAUCACCCUGUACACACUGUAUGAAGGCGGGGAGGUGGCCACCCCCGUCACCACCUUCCAGACAGGCGUGGAGGUGCCAGUGGGUGCGGUGUCAGAUCUCCGUCUCAUCGAGGAUUUGGGCAGGAGGGUGCGGCUGGGCUGGACCAGCGUCCCCGGUGCCACCGAGUACAAAGUGACACUGCGCAACACCCAGGAUGGCACCGAGAGGACGAGGCGCGUCCCAGGCACGCAGACAGCGCUGGAGCUGGGUGACCUGCGGGAAGGUGUCACCUACCUGGUGCGUGUCUCAGCCCUCGUGGGCAGCCGGGAGGGCAGUGCUGCUGCGCUCAGCAUCCACGUCAAGUUCCCGGCAGUGGGCAGUGUCUCGGAGCUGCGGGUGACAGAGGCCGGCCCAAGCCAGCUGCGAGUAACCUGGAGGGGGCUGCCGGGCGCUGGGGGAUACCGGCUGACAUGGAGGGCCAGUGAUGGUCAGGAGCAGUCCCGCUUCCUCCCUGCUGACCCCACCGCCUUCACCAUCGAGGGGCUGCGAGCUGGCACUGUCUAUGCCAUCGGUGUCACAGCCAUCAUUGAUGGCCGUGAGGGUCCCCCUGUCACUGCCACGGGGAGGACAGCAGCUGAGCAGGUGGGAAUGGUAUCCCGGCUGGAGGUGCAGUCAUCCAGGAGCAAUGUUGCCCGUGUCACCUGGGUCGGCGUGCCAGGAGCCACAGCCUACCGUGUGGUGUGGAGCCGUCGGGAUGGGGGCUCGGAGAGGAGCCAGCAUGUUCCCGGCCACGUCAGCUCCUUUGACAUCCCCGACCUGGAGGGAGGUGUCUCCUACACUGUGAAGGUCACAGCACUCAUCGGCAACCACGAGGGCAACCCUGUGUCCAUCAUUGUCACCACCCCGGAGGCAGCCCCGGCGCCCCUUGUUAGCAACUUCCAGGUGAUGGAGGCCUCGGAGCAUCGCCUGCGCCUUGCAUGGGUGCCGGUGUCUGGCAGCAGCGGGUACCGCCUGGUCUGGCGCCCGGCUGAGGGGGGUCCCCAGCGCAGCCAGCAGCUCCCAGCCACCGCCAGCUCCUACGACCUGGGGGGGCUGGAGCCGGGCCGACGCUACCACAUCAGCAUCACCAGCCUGGUGGGCAGCCGGGAGAGCGCGCCGGUCACCGUCACCGCUGCCACUGCAUCCUCUCUGAGCCAUGCCACCAGCCUGCGAGUGACAGAGGUGCAGAGAGAUUCUGUGACACUCUCCUGGACCCCUGUCCCCGGUGCUUCUGAGUACGUCCUGUCCUGGAGCCCCCCUGCAGCAGGCGGUGAGGCACGGCGCGUGGUGCCGGGCACUGCCAGCUCCCUCCAGGUCCCCGGGCUGCGCCUCGGCCAGCACUACACCUUCACCAUCCGCCCACUCCUGGGGAGCACACCUGGUGCUGAGAGCUCCAUCAGCGAGCGGCCAGUCUGCAGGGACGCCCGAGGGGACAUUGUCUUCCUGGUGCAUGGCACCCGUGACAGCUCUCCUGGUGCCGACACUGUCCGCACUCUCCUCUCCAACACUGUCACCGCCAUGGGCCGCCUGGGCCCUGACGGCACCCAGGUGGGCCUGGCCACAUACAGCUACCGCAGCCUGCCUUGGCUGCUCCUCAACCGCUCCAGCGAGCUGCCUGCCGUGCUGGAGCAAAUACGCACCAUGCGCUACGAGGAGCCCAGCGGCAAUGCCAUUGGGGCAGCCAUCACCUUCGCUAGGACCUACCUGCUGAGCCCUGGCGCAGGACGGCGGCCCGGCGUGCCGGCGGUGCUGGUAGUGCUGGCUGACAGCCCCUCUGGGGACGAUGCCAUCGCUGCCGCCAGGGACGCCAAGGCAGCAGGGAUCCGAGUGCUGGCAGUGGGCUUGGAGGGGGCAGACCAAGAGCAGCUCCGGCGCAUGGUCAACGGUGAGGACCCGCGCUUCGUCUUCCGCAACCGCGGUGCUCUGGCAGAGCUGGAGGGAGAGCUCACCGAUGACCUCUGCACCAUCAUCUCCACCAGGCCGGAGCCGGAGCCAAAGCCCUGCACAGUGCAGUGCCCCAGGGGAGAGAAGGGGGACCCUGGCAUGGCAGGGCCACAGGGGCGCGUGGGACAGCCGGGCCCCCCUGGAGAACCGGGCCGCCAUGGGCUGCCUGGCCCUCCAGGACCUGUGGGACCACGAGGGCCACCAGGAGAGAGCGUCGAGCAGCCGGGCAAGAAGGGGGACAGGGGAUUCCCUGGAGCUGAUGGGCGGCCAGGGCUUCCUGGCCCCCCUGGGAGCCCCGGGUCCCCUGGCCAGCCGGGCAACCAGGGCAACCCUGGCCCCCGAGGGGAUCCUGGUCCACGGGGAACAACGGGGCAUCCUGGCCUGAAGGGGGAAAAAGGAGAGCCGGGAGAGCCCAGAGUGAUCGUGGAUGGUGGACAGGGGUUGCCAGGACGGAAAGGGGAGCCAGGCACACCGGGUAGCCCCGGUCCCCCCGGCAACCCUGGCCCACGUGGUCCCUUUGGUGACCCAGGUCCUCCAGGUCCCCUUGGGCCAAUGGGGCCACCAGGAACUCCAGGAGAGUCUGUGAAGGGGGAGAAGGGUGAUCGAGGGGAGAGGGGUCCCCCAGGACUGGUGGAUGGGGCAGCGCCUCAAGGAGAGCCAGGCCCCCCGGGUCCACCUGGGGAGCCUGGCCCACGGGGACCUGCUGGCACUCCCGGCCCCAAGGGUGAGAAGGGUGAUGGUGAGGAGGGCUUCCCAGGGCCACCCGGCCGCCCAGGGGACCCUGGAGACCGGGGCCCACGGGGACCUCCAGGAGAGCAGGGCAGGAAGGGAGAGCGCGGGGCACCAGGCGAGCUGGGAGAGACGGGCCAGAAGGGAGACCGUGGUGCGCCUGGCCUUGAGGGUGAGAAGGGUGAGAUGGGAGCUCCGGGGCGGCCAGGGCCAUCAGGCAGAGAGGGAGCACCAGGACCAGCUGGACCACGGGGCGAGAAGGGUGAUGUGGGAGCGCCCGGUGAACCUGGCCAGCCGGCUCCCAGCGUGGCCAGUGUCAGAGGAGAGAAGGGUGACAGAGGAUUUCCAGGACCAGAGGGGCCUCCUGGCCCCAAGGGAGAUGUAGGGGAGAGGGGUGCCCGUGGUGUCCCUGGCCUGAGCAUCCCAGGACCAGCUGGCCCCAAAGGCGAGCAGGGCGAGCGGGGCAUCCCUGGCCUCACUGGCAGGAGCGGCCCCAAGGGUGACACAGGGGAGCCAGGCGAGAAGGGUGAGCCUGGCAGAGUGGGUACACCAGGACAACCGGGGCAGCGUGGCAAGGAGGGUGAGCGUGGAGAGAAGGGUGAUGAAGGCACUCCGGGUGAAGCAGGCGUGCCCGGCAAACCCGGAGACAGGGGCCCACGGGGGCUGCCUGGGUACCGUGGCCCCCCUGGAGAGAAGGGUGACCUUGGGGACCCAGGUCCUGAAGGCAGAAAUGGCAUUCCCGGAGCACCGGGCACCAAGGGUGACCGUGGGGAGCCGGGCCUCCCUGGACCCCCAGGACGAGCUGUGGAUAUGGGGCUUGGAGGAGCGGGGGAGAAGGGCGAGAAGGGGGACGCUGGGGACCCAGGCGAGGAUGGAGCAAAGGGGGCCAAGGGUGAGAGUGGCCCCCCCGGACUGCCAGGAUUGAGGGGCAUUGAAGGCCCCCGCGGCCCCCCUGGCACACGGGGUGACCCCGGAGACCGAGGCCUGCCUGGAGAGAAGGGGGAGCGUGGCCCACCGGGGCUGGAUGGCCGCAACGGGCUGGAGGGGAAACCUGGCCCCCCAGGACCCGCCGGGCUGAGGGGGGAUCCAGGGAAGCAAGGGGACCCUGGCCGGGAUGGGCUGCCCGGGCUGCGGGGGGAGCAGGGACCGCCUGGCACAAUAGGACCGCUGGGACCGCCCGGUAUCCCUGGAAAACCCGGCGAUGACGGCAAACCUGGCCUAAAUGGCAAGAAUGGAGAAGAUGGGACGCCAGGAGAAGAUGGGCGGAAGGGAGACAAAGGUGAUGCCGGAGCCCCUGGCAGAGAUGGCUACAGCGGUGCCAAGGGUGAACAGGGGGACAGAGGCAUGCCAGGCCUCCCCGGUCCCCCUGGUGUCCCCGGUGUCCCAGGGCAGGUUGGCCCCCCAGGCCAGGGCUCACCUGGCCUCCGUGGGGUUGCUGGACCUAAGGGGGACCCAGGGGAGCCAGGACCACGAGGGGAGCCGGGGCGGCCUGGCGCCAGCGGGGACCCUGGGACUGCAGUGAACAUCGAACGUAGCCUGGAAGCCCUCGGCAUCAAGAUCUCAUCCCUGAAGGAGCUGACGGGUGCCUACGAUGGGAGCUCGGACUCCUUUCUGCCCGUGUCCGAACGGCUGCGGGGGCAGAAGGGCAGCCGGGGGGAGCCAGGGGAGAGGGGCCCCCCGGGCCGGGAGGGUUCCUUAGGCUUCCCUGGUGAGCGAGGACCCAAAGGUGACAAAGGGGACCAAGGUGCCCCUGGUCCCCAGGGCCCCGCUGGCCGGGCUGUAGGUGAGCGGGGCCUGGAGGGGCCGCCAGGGCAGCCAGGGGAGCCAGGCAAGCCGGGCAUCCCAGGUGUGCCGGGCCGGGCUGGCGAGCUGGGGGAGGCUGGGAGGCCUGGUGAGAAGGGUGACCGGGGUGAGAAGGGCGACCGGGGUGAGCAGGGCAGAGAUGGCUUGCCGGGACCCCCAGGGCCCCCAGGGCCCAAGGCAGACGCAAUGGAGGGCAGCCUGAUGGGCUUCCCGGGUGAACGCGGUCCCCCCGGACUUAAGGGAGUGAAGGGUGAGCCUGGUGCCGAGGGCGAGCGAGGACCCAAAGGAGAUAAGGGUGAAGGCGGGUCACGGGGCGAGCGAGGAGAGCCUGGUGAGAAGGGCAGGGACGGCUCUCCAGGCCUCCCAGGAGAGAGGGGUCUGGCUGGCCCCGAGGGAAAGCCGGGCUUGCCAGGUUUCCCUGGUGUGCUGGGCCGCCCGGGCAACCAGGGAGAGCCAGGGCCACCAGGACCUCCGGGUGCUGCAGGCCCACCAGGGAGCCAGGGUCCAUCUGGGAUGAAGGGUGAUCCAGGGGAACCUGGUGCCAGCAUCCGGGGAUUGCCCGGUCCCCAGGGCAGCAUGGGGCUGCCUGGCCCCCCUGGCCCUCCUGGUCUUGUGGGCCCACCGGGUGCCCCUGGGCUGCCAGGACAAGUGGGAGAGAGCGGCAAGCCAGGUGUGCCUGGGCGGGAUGGUGUGCCAGGGAAGGACGGCGAGCCAGGGAUGCCCGGGAAGUUGGGUGUGCCAGGACCAUCCGGCCCUACCGGCCCCAAAGGAGAGCCAGGGGAUGUGGGAGCGCCGGGGCAGGGUAUCGCUGGCCCUCCUGGUGCCAAGGGCGAGAAGGGUGAGCCGGCGCUGCUGGAGGGUGUGCUGCUGGGCGAACCCGGCUCCAAAGGUGCACGAGGUUUGCCCGGCCCCAAGGGUGAGAAGGGGGAGCCUGGAGGAGCUGGGGAGCCUGGAGACCCCGGGGAAGAUGGAGCCAAGGGGGCAUCUGGAGUCAAGGGGGAAAAGGGCUCUCCAGGUGUCGGUGUGCGGGGACCACCAGGACAGGAUGGGCCUCCAGGCUUGAAGGGUGACAUUGGCUUGCCAGGACCUCCAGGACCCCCAGGUUUAGUGGGCAUCGCUGGGGCACCGGGACAGCCAGGCCUGAGAGGGGACAGCGGGCAGCCUGGCCCACCAGGAGCCCCUGGAGAGCGGGGUGUGAUUGGCUUUCCUGGGAGAGAUGGUGCCGCAGGGCCACCUGGACCCCAAGGGCCCCCAGGACCAGCGGGCAUACAAGGAGCCUCGGGGCUGAAGGGUGACAAGGGUGACCCAGGGGCUGGGCUGCCGGGAGCCAGAGGCGAACGCGGAGACCCAGGACCACGGGGUGAAGAUGGGCGCCCAGGGCUGGCAGGCGACCGUGGGCCAAUGGGCCUGCCCGGGAACCGAGGGGAGCGUGGGGACAAGGGAGACGUCGGGGCCGUGGGGCCCAAAGGAGACAAGGGUGAUACCGUUGUGGUGGAGGGGCCUGCUGGAGCGAGGGGCAGCAAGGGAGAGCCGGGAGACCGUGGCCUAAAGGGCACCGAAGGGGACAAAGGGGACAAGGGGGAGCAGGGAAUGCCUGGAGAGAAGGGUGCAAGGGGUGAACCAGGCGAGAAGGGCUCUGCAGGUUUCCCUGGGGCACGUGGCCCUGGUGGGCAGAAGGGAGAAGUUGGAGUGCCAGGGGAGCCUGGCGAGCCGGGCCAGCCCGGCCGGGACGGCAUCGCUGGAGUACGGGGAGAGAAGGGAGACAUGGGGCCACUGGGCUUGCGUGGCCCCAAGGGUGAGCGGGGCAUGAAAGGCGCCUGUGGUCUCGAUGGAGACAAGGGUGAGAAGGGAGAGCCGGGGCUGCCGGGGCGCUCGGGGCUGCCUGGAAGGAAGGGUGAGCCGGGAGAGCUGGGGUUGUCGGGAGCACCCGGCGUCCCCGGGAAGGAGGGGCUCAUGGGACCCAAGGGUGACCGCGGCUUCGAUGGGCAGCAGGGGGCCAAAGGAGACCAGGGGGAGAAGGGAGACCGGGGUGCACCAGGCGUGAUUGGUGCCCCUGGCCCCCGGGGCAGUGAUGGUUCUCCUGGCCCUCCCGGCCCCCCGGGCAGCGUUGGGCCACGAGGUCCUGAGGGCAUGCAGGGCCAGAAGGGGGAGAGAGGCCCCCCCGGGCAGGCGAUGAUGGGGGCCCGUGGUGUGCCCGGCAUCCCUGGCGAGCGAGGAGAGCAGGGCAGUCCUGGUGCUGAGGGGCUCCGUGGGGAGAAGGGGGAUCCGGGCAUGACGGAGGAGGAAAUCCGUGCCUUCGUCAGGCAGGAGAUGAGCCAGCACUGUGCUUGUGGAGGGCAGCUCCCACGACACCUGGAUUCCCGUGAGCACUCAGGAGGAUGGGGGACUCGGCCCAGAAGCAUCCUUCAGUCUGCCCAUGGAGGAGGGAGAAGUGUCCGCCAGGAGAAGGAGCAUGGCCGAACAGAUCACUUUCCCCGUUAUCCAUCCACUGAGCCAUUCCCAGAUCUCAGUACUCACGUCGUCCCCGUGCUUAAGGUGUCACAUGCGGAGGAGGAGGAGGGGCAGGACAGGCGCGUUGUUGUUGACACCAACGACCUGGAAUACGAGAGCGUGUAUGGGGAGCAGGAGGACUAUGACACAGCCCUGGAGGCAGACAGCUUGGAGCAGCUCGCAGAGGAUGCCGAGCCCUGCACCCAGCCCCUGGAGGAGGGGGGCUGCCAGCGAUACACGCUGCGCUGGUACUACAACCAAAGAGCUGCCGAGUGCCGGCCCUUCGUCUACAGCGGCUGCCAGGGCAAUCUCAACCGCUUCAGCAGCCAGGAGGAGUGCGAGCUCCAUUGCAGGCAGCGCGUGGGGACAGGUGCUGGCAGUGGGGAAGGACAGCAGCCAGAGGCGUAGCGUGGCGAUCCCCGCAGGAACAUGGUGCUAUUUCUAACGUCUCUUCUUGUUGCUCAUGGGUUUUUCCCUUUACACCGGUUCUAUUGCUCGUUAAGGUGAAAUUUCUAUCAAAUGGGAACACAACAGCCCCCUACGCCUUUUAUCUGCUUUCCAAACUGGAGCUCUCUUGGGAUGUUGGUUUGAUUUUUAACUUAUUUGCUGCCAGUGGGAUGGCUCUUGGCCCCGUGUUCCUUCUUUGGACUCCCAGAGCUGGGAGUGGGCAUGAUUGGGCCCCUUCCCCCAACCCAACACCUCAAAUCCCCAAGGCUGCGGGCUGCCCUCAUCUCCCUCUUGGGCUCCCAGCAUCCAACCAUGCAACCUGCUCCAUUUGAAUGAAUUUCACCUUCAACCCACCUGGGACCCAGUUCCCCUUUUGGGGUGUGAUGGUUUGGCAGAGAACUGCAGGAGGGAUGGAGGCCUUCUCCACGUGCUGCCCUCCAGCUCGCACCUCUGCCUGGAAACUGGGACUCACCAGGGAGACCCUGAGGAUGGUGCUAUGUUAGAGGCGGUUCCUGCUCGUCAGGAAGGCGACGCUGGCUCCUCCGCAGCCUAGAUGCACUGCUGCUCUGUGUAUAUCUGUAUACAGCGAAUGUAUAUGUGUACCAAUGCAGGGGUGGGACACGGUAUUAAAGAUGUGCUCAUGGAAA
Molecule: messenger RNA, 9729 nt
Organism: Numida meleagris (helmeted guineafowl)
Lineage: Eukaryota; Metazoa; Chordata; Aves; Galliformes; Numididae
Gene: COL7A1
Product: collagen type VII alpha 1 chain
Exons: 118
Coding region: 218-9043 (2941 amino acids)
Molecular function (GO): serine-type endopeptidase inhibitor activity; protein binding
Source: RefSeq, a predicted model, not a curated record